Prosopis cineraria is the source of this 693-nucleotide messenger RNA. Its product is annotated as WUSCHEL-related homeobox 2. Gene Ontology annotation, molecular function: DNA binding; DNA-binding transcription factor activity. Gene Ontology annotation, biological process: plant organ development. The record is from RefSeq and is a predicted model, not a curated record. The transcript is spliced from 2 exons. Bases 1 to 693 code for a protein of 230 amino acids. Lineage: Eukaryota; Viridiplantae; Streptophyta; Magnoliopsida; Fabales; Fabaceae.
AUGGAUCAGGGCAGCGAGAAUAAUAACGGAUCGAGUGGGAGCAACGGGGGAGGGGGUUCGAGGUGGAACCCUACGAAAGAGCAGAUAAAUAUGUUGGAGAAUCUGUACAAGCAAGGGAUAAGGACGCCCAGUGCUGAGCAGAUACAGCAAAUAACUGCUCGGCUCAGGGCGUUUGGUCACAUCGAAGGCAAGAAUGUCUUCUAUUGGUUUCAGAAUCACAAAGCCAGGCAGAGACAGAAGCAGAAGCAAGAAACCAUUGCUUAUUUCAAUCGCUUUCUUCAUUCAUCCCCUCACCAUCCGCCACUCUUCUCUUCCCCGCUCUGCCCUAAUGUGCUAUGUGCGCCAUAUUAUCUGCCACAAAGUGAAAUGAGGUUUAUUGCUCAACAACCCAAAGUGCUUCUGCCAGGAGCAGGGAUUAGGAGGAUGCCCAUAAACUGUGAGGUGUACCAACAAAUGCAAGAGACAGUAAUGUCGGAUGAAGGGCACUUGAGGAACAAAGAAACGCUUGCGCUUUUCCCUCUGCAGCCAACUGGCUUUCUGGAAGACAAAACUUCAGUUUCUGCUGAUUCUACUCCGGCAUCGGUUUCUCCGUCAGAUCAUCAUCACAUUAGUGAAGAAGAUGGCCCACCACGAAACCAGCCCUUCUUUGAUUUUCUUCCUUCUUCAGGCCAAGAGUUUCUGCAUAGAGAGUAA